Cajanus cajan (pigeon pea) is the source of this 2800-nucleotide messenger RNA. RefSeq names its product mitogen-activated protein kinase kinase kinase 5. Gene Ontology annotation, biological process: protein phosphorylation; MAPK cascade. Gene Ontology annotation, molecular function: MAP kinase kinase kinase activity; ATP binding. Lineage: Eukaryota; Viridiplantae; Streptophyta; Magnoliopsida; Fabales; Fabaceae. Gene Ontology annotation, cellular component: cytoplasm. The record is from RefSeq and is a predicted model, not a curated record.
CAAUACACCAAAACGUGCUUCAACUUUAUAUUCUCUCUUUUUCCUCUGUUCCGAGACAGAGAGAGAGAUGAGAGAGAGAUGAGAGAGAGAUGAGAGAGAGAGCUUGACUCAGUUACACAAACAUCAACCCUCCAACCUUUGACUUUGUCUUUCCAACCAUCUUCCGCCAUUUGCAUUGCGCCACCUUCUGAUUCCGCACGCACGCUCGCACGCAACAGCCAUGCGCUGGUUACCCUUCUCUCCUUCCGCCGACCACCGCAAGAAGGCCUGCCUAUUGGGGAAUUCCUCCAAGAAGCGCGCCUGCGACGACUCCUCCUCCUCCUCCUCCGUCACGCCUCUGCCGUUGCCCCUGCCGGAGCUCGCCGCCGCCGCCGUUGUUCUCCGCCAGAGAGACGCCGAGUGCCGCCUUCCCUCGCCCAAGGAUGCUGCGCCCGCCUCCACCUCCACCUCCGGAUUUCGGAUGCGCAGUGUUUUUGCUAGCCAAGAGACAAGAAGGAAUAUGGAGCAGGCUGAAACUAGGUCAUCAAGGAUGGGGAACCAUGAUGCAAGUGGUUGUUGCGAGAGUGCUCGAGAUAAUAGUAAUAAUAGUAAUAAUAAUAAUAAUAACUUGUUGAGUAUACCUGGUAGGAGGAGUAUUUCAGGUAGUCCUUCAAUGAGUCCACAGAAAACAAAGAAUGGUGAUUUUGUGCCAUAUUAUUACGUGAGUCCCAAAGGAAAUCAGCACUGGUCUGCACCAGAAAUGGCUACCUGUGAAGCAGGGUUGCCACCUCCUGCAUUCUUUGAUUUAUCUGAAUCUUCUCCAACCUCCCAUCAAAGUCCACAGAGAAGAAGUCCUCGGCGGCAACACAUGAGAACCUUGAGUGGACCUGCAUCCCCCAUCCAUUCCAUGUUAUCGCCCGAGACCUCAACGGCACGCCGCGAAAGUAAUGCUCCUCCUGUCAGUGUUCACCCCUUGCCCCUGCCUCCUGGGGCUGCCCUGCCUUCGCCUUCUGCUGCCACCGCCUUUUCCCAUGCCCUGGCUAAGUCAGAAUCGUUGCCAAUGAAAAGCCAAUGGCAGAAGGGGAAACUUAUUGGCCGUGGCACGUUUGGAAGUGUCUAUGUUGCGACCAAUAGGGAAACCGGAGCAUUAUGUGCAAUGAAGGAAGUAGAACUACUUCCUGAUGAUCCGAAAUGUGCAGAGUGUAUAAAACAGUUGGAGCAGGAAAUUAAAGUUCUUAGCCAUCUUAAACAUUCAAACAUUGUGCAGUAUUAUGGCAGUGAAAUAGCUGAGGACCGAUUUUAUAUUUAUCUGGAAUAUAUUCAUCCUGGUUCAAUAAAUAAAUACGUCCGUGAACAUUGUGGUGCCAUAACAGAAUCUGUCAUUCGGAAUUUCACUCGCCACAUUCUGUCAGGGUUGGCUUAUUUACAUAGCAAAAAAACAAUUCAUAGGGACAUCAAAGGAGCUAACUUGCUUGUUGACUCUGCUGGAGUUGUUAAGCUUGCUGAUUUUGGGAUGGCUAAGCAUCUAACUGGGAUCGAAGCUACUCUUUCUUUGAAGGGAAGUCCAUACUGGAUGGCUCCAGAGCUUCUGCAGGCAGUGAUGCAAAAGGAUAGCAGCCCUGAUCUUGCUUUUGCUAUUGAUAUUUGGAGUUUGGGUUGUACCAUCAUUGAAAUGUUCACAGGGAAGCCUCCUUGGAGUGAAUAUGAAGGAGCCGCAGCUCUGUUUAAGGUUAUGAAGGAAACCCCCCCUAUACCUGAAACAUUGUCGUCUGAGGGUAAAGAUUUUUUGAGGUGCUGCUUUAAAAGAAAUCCAGCAGAGCGACCAACAGCUGCAGUUUUACUAGAACAUCGUUUUUUGAAAAACUCACAACAGCCGGAUGUUUUAUCUUCCACUCAGCUGUACCAUGGAACAAGCUUCAUGGACAAACCACAUAGUCCCAGUGGACAAUCUGAGAAUAAAUAUGAUCAGUCGUUAAUCCCAUGUGCAAAGAUUGCAAAGGAGAAAGCAGCUGAGAGGCGAGGAUUUCUCAUUACUUCGUUAGAUAUUCUCCCUGCAUAUUGUCACCAAUAACGUAAUUCUGUUCUCAGUCUAUUGCCCCACCCUUUAUGCGCCUUUCUUUUUCUCUGCUGAAGUCGGGAAUCAUCUGACAAUAACUUGCACAUAGCAGUGGUUUCAGUGUUUUUUUUCUUCCCUCUACUCUUGAAGCAGUUCCUUCACUGUACAUUGGCUUUUAAGGUACAACACACACGGUCCAGUAGCAUUGAUUGAUUGUCUGUGAGUCUGUCAUGUCAAAAGAUUGAAAAAAAAAAAAAAAAAGGUUCUUUUCAAAUUCUGCGCUGAGGGAAGUUAUCUUUAUUUAUGCCAAUGACAAGGCUCCAUUGUAGUACUAUAGUAUACAGGGACGCUCAUGCAGUGACUUGCAGCUGCUGCCGUCAUAGGUUCUUUUGCUUAGUUUAUCAUUGAUUAAAGUGAAGAGCUUCUCCAGUCUGUGACUGUAAAUUAUGCUGCACCGAUAAUAUAGCAGCAGUUUUAGAAUAAUAUUAUUUUACUUAGAGCGCUGAAGCAAUUAACCUUCUAAGGUGCAUAUUUAUGCCUCCAUCUAUAUUAGGAUGAAAAACAAUAUUAUGUAGACAUUAGUGUGCAGCCGUCUCGGUUUCAUGGGGAUUCUGACUUGGCUGCUUAAGUUAUGUUAGAUUUGUUAAUAGUAAUAACACUAUCAAAAUAUUCAAUUUUGCACUUUAAAAAGUUGUACUCCAACAGGAACUGCCACAUGUGCCCAUAGGAUGGAAGAAUAAAUUGUUGAGGCAUUUUCUUUGUGUA